Botrytis sinoallii is the source of this 1281-nucleotide messenger RNA. RefSeq lists its product as uncharacterized. The record is from RefSeq and is a predicted model, not a curated record. Bases 1 to 1281 code for a protein of 426 amino acids. Lineage: Eukaryota; Fungi; Ascomycota; Leotiomycetes; Helotiales; Sclerotiniaceae. The transcript has 2 exons.
AUGGACCCUGUGAGCGCCAUAUCGCUUGCAGCGGCAAUUGCUCAAUUUAUCGACUAUUCUUGCAAGAUUGUGUGCAAAAGCAAAGAAAUAUACAAUUCCACCAGCGGUCUCACUACAGAACAUAAUAGAACCGAAACAGCCACCCUGCGGCUUAAAGAACUGACACAGUCAAUACAUUUGCCACCAAAAAGAACCAAUUCUGGAUCCAGCAUCGUUUACUCCAGACUUCAAAUAAUCACUCAAGAAUGCAUGAUUGUAUCUGAUACCCUUGUCAAUCGGCUCAAUCAAUUGAAAGCACCUACCCAAUCACAGCAUCCAAAAUGGAAAAGCUUUCGAAUGGCAUUGAAGAGUGUAUGGUCGAAACAUGAGAUUGAUGAAUUUGCUCUAAGAUUGAGAGAUCUCAGAAAAGAACUCGACACUGAGUUGCUUCUGCUAUUGCGAGAUGGUUCAGAUUCAAUGUCAUCUGCAGCAGAGAACCAUUUCCAAAAAUUGGACGAAAAUACGAAGAGAGUUUUGAUUGAGCUUCUCAAGAUGCAAUCGUCAGAUCAAGACUUUCUUCGUCGCUUUGAACGACUGAGUCUUUCUCAGCAAUUGGAGUUUCAAAAGCUUGGCCUAUUGACCGCUAAGCAGAAUUAUAGCUUUGAAUCUUUAAAUAAAGACACCAAGAAUAUCAUCGACUUGUUACUUGAAUCAAGAGUCUACUGCAACGAGAACUUGGUCCUAUCUCGAAAAUUAGUGGAACAGAACCGCCAGGCUGGCUUUGAGCUAGUGGAGCGUGAUAAUAGACAGCGAGUUCGACGGGCUCAAAAGGUCCGACUCGCUAUCUUAGAGUCCCUUCGAUUUUCAGACAUGAAUCAUCGACCAGAUAUGAUAGCUAGUCCAUAUCAAAGCAGCUUUGAGUGGAUCUUCAGAGAUCCUCCUGUUCAUCAAAAACCAUGGAGCAAUUUCGCAACUUGGCUCUCUGAAAGUUCGGGUAUCUAUUGGAUACAGGGAAAACCAGCAAGUGGCAAGUCGACUUUAAUGCGUAACAUAUAUGAGCACCCGGAAACCGCAAUCUUGUUGAAGAAAUGGGCAGGAUCCUCCAAAAUAAUAAUGAGUGCAUUUUAUUUUUGGAUAAGUGGGACAGAAAGACAACGAUCUCACAUCGGACUCCUACGCACACUUCUAUAUGUCUUCUCCGACAACACCAGGAUCAAUUCUAGAGAUAUCCACGAUGAUGGUGCGAAUGUCGACAUAGAAACACAUGAUCUACAAUUUCCACAAUUGAUGAAUGGUCUCUAG